Messenger RNA from Porites evermanni, 399 nucleotides. NCBI's taxonomy places the organism in Eukaryota, Metazoa, Cnidaria, Anthozoa, Scleractinia, Poritidae. The record is from the annotation of a GenBank genome assembly.
AUGGAUAUCAAAACUUUGCUAGAUAAUCUUCAUGAACAGGUUUCUUGUUCUUUGUGUAUGUGCAAGUUCACAGACCCAAAACAGUUGCCUUGCUUGCACAGCUUUUGCCUUCACUGCCUGAAUGGGAUUCAACGAACGAGUGCCGGCCCCAAUGUGAUUGCGUGCCCUGAAUGCAGACAGGAAUUCAGGGUCCCUGGGAAUGGAAACCUGCAAGAUUUGCCGACAAACUUUCGUAUUAACCGUCUACUCGAUGUUUUGGCCAUAAAAGAGUGCAAUACAAGCGGUGUGAAGUGUGGAAAUUGCGACAAAAAGAGCGAACACAGCUUUUAUUGUUUCCAGUGUUGUGCAUGCUGGUGUGAUGACUGUAUCGGUUUUCACAAUGGCAUCAGAGCCAAUAAA